AUGUGCACAUCCGGUCCAACAACGUUCUCCUGUCAGUGUGCAGAUGGCUUCAUCGGAAACACGUGUAAAGACAUCGAUCACUGUGCCUCCUCUCCAUGUAAAAAUAACGGAAUGUGCACAUCCGGUCCAACAACGUUCUCCUGUCAGUGUGCAGAUGGCUUCAUCGGAAACACGUGUAAAGACAUCGAUCACUGUGCCUCCUCUCCAUGUAAAAAUAACGGAAUGUGCACAUCCGGUCCAACAACGUUCUCCUGUCAGUGUGCAGAUGGCUUUAUCGGCGACACGUGUAGAAGAUGCCCAUCAAGCUGGAUAGAGUACCAGGGUCAUUGCUACUACCUAGAUGAAAAGAGAGUGAAUUGGACAGACGCUAAGCUGGAGUGUAGGAAGAGAGGUUCUCACCUGGUGGAAAUCGAGGACCAAGAAAAGUCAAAAUGGCUUGCUUCCACUUUUCUUGUCAAAAGUACUUGUCCCACAUACCUUUACAAAUGCACAGCUUGGACUGGGGGAAACGAUGUCGAUAUUGAAGGUCAAUAUCGAUGGAGCUACUCCAAUGCAAUCUUCACCUUUCACUUUUGGCAGAGAGGUGAACCGAGUGUAGGUUAUCCAAAGCAAGCAGAGGAAAGGGACUGUAUCGACCUACUUAGAAACGGCAAAUGGAAUGAUAGACGUUGCUCUUACCUUAAUUUAUUUAUUUGUGAAAUGUCCUAUGGACAAUAUAAUUAAUCUCCAAUUCUCCAGGUACACUUUACUAUGAAAUGUUUAAGGACAAAUUGGAAACAAUUGAUAUCCAUGUUUCAAUUGAAACGAACAUUUAGAUGUACUGUUCAACAACACAAGUGAGAAGUGUUGUACAGUGUACAUGAAAUAAAUGUAUUGUUUAAUCUUAACAUGUUCCUUC
This is a messenger RNA of Ostrea edulis (European flat oyster), 898 nucleotides long. Its product is annotated as neurocan core protein-like. The record is from RefSeq and is a predicted model, not a curated record. Gene Ontology annotation, cellular component: plasma membrane; protein-containing complex. The transcript is spliced from 6 exons. The coding region runs from base 1 to 723 and encodes 240 amino acids. NCBI's taxonomy places the organism in Eukaryota, Metazoa, Mollusca, Bivalvia, Ostreida, Ostreidae. Gene Ontology annotation, molecular function: calcium ion binding. Gene Ontology annotation, biological process: heterophilic cell-cell adhesion; establishment or maintenance of epithelial cell apical/basal polarity.